AUGAGAGUUUUCCCUGUGUUGUAGAGUAUUGCGCUUCAAGCUCACAUAUGAGCCACCAUGAGCUACACUGGAGAAUGUGUAAUUAUUCUAGUUUUUCUGGCUUCGGUAGUUGUUGUUUCCCAGUCAAAACAAGAGGUGAACCUUUCGUAUUUAUCCAAUAGUGGAUGCGAGAGCUGUCCCUCCGUGCUGGCCGCUUUGGACAAGUACAAGGAAGAUCAUACCGCAUUUUGCAAUCAUAAGGUGCAAUCAAUGUUUGAGAAAUACGAAGCUCAGAAAAAUGUGUGUGAUUGGCGAGUCAACCUCCUGACAAAAAUGUUUGAUGAGCGUCUAAAUUCAUGCUACCGCGAACGCAUCUUGGAAAAGGAAAUAUGCAACUUAACCAUAGAUAAAGAAGUCGAGAGGAGACAUUCGACAGUUGAAGUGCUUCAAGCAAAUAGGCGAGAGAUCCUGACUGAAAAUCUACUGGGACUCUCCACUGGCAAUUACUUCAUCAGCAAACCAACGCAAAAGGGGAACUGGUAUUUGGCAAGUCAAUUUUGCAAAUCAAACGGUUUAGAGCUAGUUAGCAUCGAAACAGAGGCGGAGAGUAUCGCACUUGUCGAAGCCCUUGGAGAAACGACUGAUCGUUUCUGGCUUUCUGGAACUGAUCUGGGAUCUGAGGGAAAGUUUUACUGGAGUGCAACAGGAAAGAACAUCGGUCUUUUUAGUGACUUUAGUAGUGGACAGCCGGAUAAUUACAAAGGGAAUGAGCACUGCCUCCAACUCUGGACAAAUACCCCCAACAAAACAUAUGCUUGGAAUGACAACGUGUGCGAACACAUGUACAGAUUUAUUUGUGAGCUAGAUAAUUAGGCAUGCUUCUUUUGUAUUCAUAAUGAUUAAUGAAAAUAAAGCUGAGAAAUUAAGUGGGCAAUAUCGAUUGUUGAACAAAUGCUUAAAAAUGGAAUAAUUGGUGUAGAUUGUGAGAUUUAUUAAGAGUUGACCAACAGGUAAUAUCUUUUGUCUUAAUUAUAUGACAAAUUUUCUGGUCAAUAAAUACCGUCAAUACCAUUCUAACAUAA
Molecule: messenger RNA, 1061 nt
Organism: Cloeon dipterum
Lineage: Eukaryota; Metazoa; Arthropoda; Insecta; Ephemeroptera; Baetidae
Product: P-selectin-like
Exons: 6
Coding region: 58-852 (264 amino acids)
Molecular function (GO): signaling receptor activity
Source: RefSeq, a predicted model, not a curated record